Molecule: messenger RNA, 1172 nt
Organism: Penicillium pulvis
Lineage: Eukaryota; Fungi; Ascomycota; Eurotiomycetes; Eurotiales; Aspergillaceae
Product: H(+)-transporting V1 sector ATPase subunit E
Exons: 3
Coding region: 1-849 (282 amino acids)
Biological process (GO): proton transmembrane transport
Cellular component (GO): proton-transporting two-sector ATPase complex, catalytic domain
Molecular function (GO): proton-transporting ATPase activity, rotational mechanism
Source: RefSeq, a predicted model, not a curated record
AUGCGGACCGCCAAGGCGAGACAAGAGCUUAGUUGGACACUUGACUCUCCCUUUCCCAUUUCCCUCCCACCCCACGUCAUUCACCACCUUCUCUCCCUCUACACCAGGAAGGAUCCAAUUACCGCCGUCAUGUCGCAAAGUCAUGCUCUUUCAGAUGAUCAGGUGAGAAUGUCCGAUUUUGGUGGUGUCGCGGGCGAGCUCCGCAAGAUGACCGCGUUCAUCCGCCAGGAAGCUCUGGAGAAGGCCCGGGAAAUUCAGUUGAAGGCCGACGAGGAAUUCGCUAUCGAGAAGUCCAAGCUGGUCCGCCAGGAGACCGCCGCCAUCGACACCCUCUACGAGAAGAAGUUCAAGCAGGCUGCUAUGUCGCAGCAGAUCACCAAGUCCACCCUCGCCAACCGCACUCGUCUCCGUGUGCUUGGCGGUCGUCAGGAGCUUCUGGAUGAGCUCUUUGAGAAGUCCCGCAACAAGGUGGCUACCGUUGCUUCCAACGACAAGAAGAAGUACCAGGCCAUGCUGCAGGGGUUGGUCCUCGAGGGCUUGUACUAUCUGAAUGAGGAUAAGGUGUCUAUUCGCACACGGAAGAAGGACUACGAUGCUGCGAAGAAAGCUAUUGAGGGGGCUGCCAAGGAGUUCAAGGAGAAUGUCGGCAACGAGGUCGAUGUGAGCUUGGACGAGUCCGACCCGCUGCCUGAGGGAUCUGCUGGUGGUGUCGUCAUUAUCGGCGGACAGGGCAAGAUCGAGAUCAACAACACCUUCGAGGAGCGUUUGCGGCUGCUGGAGAUUGAUGCUCUCCCCGCCGUCCGAGAGACACUGUUUGGAAAGAACGUGAACCGACGAUUCUUCGACUAGAAGGCAUUUACUUGUUCUUUAGGUCCCUUGCGAAGGAUGUGUUUUCUUUCAUGUUUUAUAGUUAUCGGGCUCCUCCUGGUCCCUGGUCUUGGACAUCUCUAUAGAGAGGGGGGUUUAGUUUCUCUUUUCUUUUCUUUAUCUUGCACACAUAUCGGGCCUGGAAUAUGGUCAAUCUCCCCUGAGCGUUCGUCUGAUUCAUCUAUGAUUGCAGAAAAUUUCGGUAGUCAAUGCAUGCAAAUAAAACAUAUAUGCCUCGCUCUAUCAAUGAGUAUCAUGGUCGUGGUAAUCAUUAUGGGUAUCCAAUAUUAAAUCAAACAGGUAAG